Molecule: messenger RNA, 2175 nt
Organism: Chironomus riparius
Lineage: Eukaryota; Metazoa; Arthropoda; Insecta; Diptera; Chironomidae
Source: the annotation of a GenBank genome assembly
ACAUAAACAAUUGCACGUGAGCGCUAAAAAAUUUAAAUUAAAAUGGAUCUUUUCGUAAUUAAUCGCUAUGAUGAGUCAAAAACUGAAGGAAACAGCAAAAGUCGUGAGGAGAAAAUUUUGGAGAAACUUCAGAGAAGGAUAGAAGAAAAGAAGAAGCAAAAACAGCUUGAUCAAUCAAUUAACAAAAAUGACAGCAUUAAGAUUGAAUCUAUGGACAUUGAACCAGUUAAAAGUGAUGAAAUGGUUAAAAAAAAGAAGAAGAAAAAUAAAGUUAAGAAGGAACAAUUAGAAGUUGAAUUUAAGAAGGAACCAGUAGAUACAGAAACAAACGAGAAAACUGAAGAAUUAGAAGAAAUGUCGUAUACAAUUUUAGGAGGACAGAAAUUCGUUGAGCCACAACCUAUUGAAAUGAUUCUGCCUUAUUGGCUUGCAAAUCCAGAAAUUAUAUCAAGUGAUUUGAGUAUUAAAGGAACGGAAGUUGCUGAGCUCAAAUACAUUUGUGAAACGCUUCAGAAAAAUUUAAAGAACAUGAAGAUUAAAAAUUUAUUUCCUGUUCAAGAGAAAAUAAUGCCAAACAUUCUUAAUGCUCACAAGAAACCAAUUCCAUUUCGUCCAAAAGACAUUUGUGUGUCAGCAGUUACCGGCAGUGGAAAGACAUUAAGCUAUAGUGUUCCAAUUGUUCAAUAUAUAGUUGACAAUAAAACUGAGAGUCGAGUAACUGCUCUCAUCAUGCUUCCUGUUUUUGAGCUUGCGACACAAGUUGCUUCCGUCUUUGACAAACUUUGUAACAAUUUGAAAGUUCGUUGUUUGUUGCUUACAAAACAUCGAGAUUUUGCAGCCGAACAGAAAGCUUUAAUUGAAAAGACAAUCGAUGGUGAAUUUAGUUCAAAAGUUGACAUAAUUAUCAGUACGGGUGGAAGACUUGUAGAGCAUUUAUUCUACACAGAGGGAUUUAAUCUGAAAUCCCUAAAAUUUCUAGUAAUUGACGAAGCAGAUCACGCAAUGUCACAAGUUCAUAACGAUUGGUAUCAUCAUUUGCUACAACAUCUAGGAAUCAUUAAUGAAUUGCAAUCUAAUCGACUUAGCUAUCGGGAUUUAAUGUCAUUAGUAAAUGACGAUGGAAGUUAUAGACUUCCUCAAAAGCUUCUAUUUUCGGCUACGCUCAGUCAGGAUCCUGAAAAAAUGAGCACAUUUAAUCUGUUUCAACCAAAAUUAUUCACAACUGCUGAUAAUAAGGAAGACUUAAUUAAAUAUCAAGAAAGAAAACAAGAAGAGGAUCAACGAGGACAAUUUAUUGGAAAAUAUACAACGCCUGCUGAGCUUAAGGAAUUCUUUACGAUUACGGAGUACAAGCUCAAACCAAUAACACUUUAUGCAUUAAUUAAGAAACAUAAUUGGAGUAGAUUUUUGUGCUUUACAAAUACAGUCGAGACGUCGCAUCGUUUAUCAUUUAUACUGCAAACACUUUUUGGCAAAGAUUUAGUAAUUGAAGAACUUUCAUCCUUACUUCCAUUAAAAAUUCGUCAAAAAGUUCUUCACAGAUUCAGUAACGGUGACGUAAAUGGACUCAUUUGUAGUGAUGCUUUAGCUCGGGGUAUAGAUGUUGCCAAAAUUGAUUGUGUAAUUUCUUAUGAUGUCCCAAAGCAUUUAAAAAUUUAUAUUCAUCGAAUUGGUCGUACAGCACGUGCAGGACAUGAAGGAACUUCCGUUACGCUCAUUGCACCGGAUCAAAUAAACUUUUUCGACAAACUCAUAAAAACUGCAAACAAAAAGUCUGUACAGGAAAUGAAACCAGAACGAGAAAUUGAGGAAUUGAAUGCACUUAAUUUUGCCAAUGCACAAAAGAAAUUGCGAAAAGCAUUGGAAGUUGAAACGAACGAAAGGUCAAAGGUUAAAUCCAAGUCAGGUGGUUUCUCAUUGUUUGAAAAGUUACAGAAACAAGUUAAACCUGCUGAAACUAUCGAAAUGGUUCCUGAAUCUUGGAAACAUGAAAAUAUUCAUGAAACUCCCACAAAUGGUAAAAUCAUGAAAAAGGAGAUGAAAAAUUUGAGUAAGAAAAAACUAAAGAGAAAUAAAGGAAAGCAGGCAGAUAAAUCGAAAGAAGUUUUAAAUUAAUUUUUAUUGAAAUUAAAAUCAAAUAAUGAAUUUUUAAAUUCCAAUAAACUGAAAUUCUAA